CGCACGUGGGCGGGGCGGCGAGCCAUGGCGGGCUCGGCGGGGCUGGCGCUGUGCGGGCAGCAGCUGGUGGUGCACGGCGGGAGCCGCUUCCUGGCCACGUCCACUGCGAGCAGUGUCAGUGACAUCCCUUUCACGUACGACUGCAGGACCGCAGAGAAGCCCCGUGAGAGUCAGGGGGAGGACAGCCAGCUCACGGACAGAGGGAGUGACACCAUCCUGGCCUGCACCUUCUCCACGUCGGGCAACUACUUCGCCCUGACCGAUGACAGUAAGCGCCUGGUUCUUUUCCGAACGAGACCGUGGCAGUGCCUGAGUGUGAGGAGCGUGGCGCGGCGCUGCACGGCCCUGAGCUUCACGGCGUCCGAGGAGAAGGUCCUGGUGGCCGACAAGUCAGGGGAUGUGUACUCCUUCCCCAUCGGGGAGCCGGGCGCCCCCGGCCGCCUGGAGCUUGGCCACCUGUCUAUGCUGCUGGACGUGGCCGUCAGUCCUGAUGACCGCUACGUCCUCACGGCUGACCGGGAUGAGAAGAUCCGGGUCAGCUGGGCCAAGGCUCCACACAGCAUUGAGGCCUUCUGCCUGGGGCACACUGAGUUUGUAAGCCGCAUCCUGGUUCCCCCCGACUGGCCUGAGCUGCUGCUGUCAUCCUCUGGGGAUGGCACCCUGAGGCUCUGGGAGUUCCAACGAGGCCGUGAACUGCACUGCUGCCCCCUGACUGGCCUGCAGGAGCCGGCCAAGCCUGCAGAGCCCCAGCGGGUGGCCGCCUCAAGGCUCGUGUACUGGCGCCAGGAAGCCUGCGUGGCGCUGCUGUGUGAGGGCCUUCCUGCCGUGUCCAUCUUCCGGCUAGAUGGCGCGGGCCGGCGGCUGGCCUUCUGGCAGCAGCUCCCAUUGCAGCACCGCGCGUGGGACCUGGGCCUGGAGGAGGGCCGGGGGCUGUGGGUGCUGCAGGACUCCGAGGAUGCCCCCCUGCUGCUCUGCAGGCCAGUGGGCGGCCAGUGGCAGCUGGUCCCUGACGACGCUGUGCUGAGCCGGGUGUCCAGCCUCCUGCGCGCACACUGGGCCGAGCUGGGUGGCUCUGCUGGUGAGCGCCCUGGCCUCCAGGGCCUGUACAAGGCAGCGUGCGACAAUGUGGCCGCGUACCUGCACAGGAAGCAGCAGCGGUUACUGCAGAGGAAGCGGCGGGCGGUGGACAGUGGGCCGGCCAAGCAACCACACGCUGGGGACACUGCCCUGGGCUGCUCCUAGGGACCCAUGGAUGCCUGGGGACCCGGAACGCCCCAUGGCGGGGAGAGGUGCAGCGGCCAGAAAGGCAAUCUCGGGCCCUGGCAGGACAAGUGGUCACAGGCUCUGGACGGAGGCAUGGGGUGAGGACUCACCCGGGCUGGACACUGGCCCCCAUGGGAAGUGAAGACAUGACGGUCAAGGGCGGAUGGGGGCCCCCAGGAGAGCCGCCAGCACCCAGGCGGCUUCCAGCUGAGCUGCCGGUGGGGCCGUGUGGCCACCAGGGAGCCGUUAUGAUGGUCUGGGACAGACUGGCCACUGCGUGUGGCCUGACCCGCUUCCGGAGGUGGCCGCGUGGGAGCAUUGGCGGGUGUGUCUGAGCCAAGUGCCUGUGUGACUGUGAACACCCCCAGACUGUGAGUGUCAUGAGCCCCGAGUGCUGGUCUGUGUGGGACCUUGGCGUGGCCGCCCGCUGCUUCUUGGAAUAAAAACGCAGGUGUGAGAAGCACGACAACGCCAGUGCAGGCGCCCGGCAGCCUCUGCUGGCCCAGCUCACCCCCUCUGGCCCAGCGACAGGACAGGACACGCGUCGUGGGCCUCUGACCCUG
Messenger RNA from Sorex fumeus (smoky shrew), 1826 nucleotides. RefSeq names its product WD repeat domain 4 (gene WDR4). The record is from RefSeq and is a predicted model, not a curated record. The coding region runs from base 25 to 1242 and encodes 405 amino acids. Lineage: Eukaryota; Metazoa; Chordata; Mammalia; Eulipotyphla; Soricidae. The transcript has 11 exons. Gene Ontology annotation, biological process: RNA (guanine-N7)-methylation. Gene Ontology annotation, cellular component: nucleus; tRNA methyltransferase complex; cytosol. Gene Ontology annotation, molecular function: tRNA (guanine(46)-N7)-methyltransferase activity; protein binding.